AGCCUUCUAGAGGCUAGAGAAGCCUACUAGGGCGUGGCCGUCCUUCCUUCCUUCCCUUCCUUUUUUCCACUCCCCUCCUCCAACUCGUCGUCUACCUUUACUAUCCCCUCCACUCUCGGAGCUUCUUCCACCACCAUCACCAUCACCAUCCCCUCCCCCCCUACUCGUACUCCACUGACCUCCGCAAUUCUCUCCACCCUCCUCCAUUCCACAUCCAUCCCUGCUCUUGGAGUUUCCCCUCUGGUGUCAUCAUAGCUCUCCCAUUCUUUAUAUAAACUGGAACCACCCCGUGGAGAAACACCUUCCCGCUCCCGUACGUUUGUCUUCAAGGCGUCCACCUCCUUCCAAACUGAAAGUCAUUUUGUCAAACGGAGACUCCUUCAUCCAAUUACUCGUACCCCUGUCAAUCAAAUUUACCCACAAACGGACUCAGACCUCUCCAGCCACGGAAUCUCACUCAACACGGUCAAAAAGCCUGUCAGAACCGUACCACGCAUAAAAAUUACCCUUCCCCCUGAGCAAUUUCGAGGAAAAAGGAGGAAAAUAAAUAGAAAUUCACCCAUAUAAAUUCCACCGCCCCUCUCCUUUUACCAAUACCCGAGUGUUCGGAUCGGUGCUUCCCAAAUUUCUUCUGUUGGCCUCAUUAAGGAGUAUCCGGAGUUGCAAUCAGUCCUUUCCCGAGCUAUCGGAAGAUGCUACAAACAGCUAAAUACAACCCUUCAGCCCUCGACCCACACUCGUCAACGCAAAGAUCCUCAUCAGCAGCACCAACAAGUUCCCGCCGGACUCGCCGAAGUGCACACUACGACUUCUUCAACCCCCAAUACGAACUCUCCCAGCCCAAAUCCACUCACAGCCGGUCACCAGGCUCCAGCACCAGCAGGUCAGGCAGAACCUCCCCGCAACGGGAUCGCGACAACAUGGUCUCUCCAACAACCCUCCCCCAGUCGUUUGGUGCACUCCGGGACUCUGUCAACACUCUCGGCAUGCGAGUGCGCAAUUCACCAGGCACCUCUCCAAGCUUCGGCUCCACCCCUCCCACCGGUGUUUUCGAACGCCUUUCUGGCCCAGUCCCGAAUGCUCGCCAAGCAUCGGAGGGCUCGUCGCUGCACAAAGCCGUGGAGGAACCAGCCCCGGGCGAGUCACGCUCUUCCACCCGUCGCCACCACCGCCGAAGGGCCACGAGCCAGGGUGGGUUGAAGGCGAGGGAGGCACAGGCCGAGGACAUGAUGUUCCCGGCAACAAUGGAGAACUUGCACCACUGUGACGAGAAGCACUGCUCUAACCACCAUCACCGGCAAUCAUCCUCCUCAACUAUCUCCAUCAAGUGUGAUAAAUCAGACGAAGAUGAAGCAAGCGCCAUAGAGCGACUCGCAAACGGAGAAACUGGAGCAACGAUACACAUGGAUCCCUACGCUCUACAAAUGCUCGUCCCGCUCGUCGACCGCCCACAGGAGAUGCGUGAGUUGCUCGAGCGCGGCUCGAAUAAGGCCUGGGCCAGCCUGGUUCGUCGAACUUUCGGUGAGAAGUUGUAUAAAGCGCAAUGUCUCCCGCUGUGGACAGAGACCGACCGCUGGACCAUGCCGGACCGCGAGUGGCUGAGACGCACGAAGGACCUGCUCAUGCGCAAGGCCUGUGGCGGAUGUACCGAUGGUCGUCUCUGGAGCGGGUUCUGUGCCAUGGUCGGUUGGGACGAGAGCGAGAUCGAGAUGGAGGAGGGGCGGGCGAAGAAUGGUCGCUCACAUUGCUCCGGGGCUCGGUCGCGCUCGCAUGAUUCGAGUCCACAGAUGAAUGCGAUUUUGGAGGUGGAGGAUGAGGAUGGGAGGAAGUAUUAUUAACUUGACUUCGUUUCAACUUCAUUGAGUAAAUCUAGGGUUUUCUUUCUUUCCUUCCUUUUUACAGAUGAAACACGAUGAUAUUUUAUUAAUUGACCUUUUCCUUCUUUCCCACCUUCGGUUUUGGCUGGUACUGUAUUACUCGGUGGCUUUUUGUUUCCCGCUUGGUUUGCUUUUGCUUUUAUUUCUGGUACAUUAUUAAGUUUAAUCUGUAUUACUAUGACCACAUCGUUCCUUUAACUUUACUUUUUUUUUUUUUC
Tuber melanosporum (Perigord truffle) is the source of this 2095-nucleotide messenger RNA. RefSeq lists its product as uncharacterized. The record is from RefSeq and is a predicted model, not a curated record. Bases 921 to 1838 code for a protein of 305 amino acids. Lineage: Eukaryota; Fungi; Ascomycota; Pezizomycetes; Pezizales; Tuberaceae. The transcript has a single exon.